Balaenoptera acutorostrata (minke whale) is the source of this 2990-nucleotide messenger RNA. It is a transcript of the gene CLDN15, whose product is annotated as claudin 15. The transcript is spliced from 5 exons. Lineage: Eukaryota; Metazoa; Chordata; Mammalia; Artiodactyla; Balaenopteridae. The record is from RefSeq and is a predicted model, not a curated record. Gene Ontology annotation, biological process: cell adhesion; bicellular tight junction assembly. Bases 1959 to 2597 code for a protein of 212 amino acids. Gene Ontology annotation, cellular component: plasma membrane; bicellular tight junction. Gene Ontology annotation, molecular function: structural molecule activity.
GGCUGGUGUGGGGUUCUCCUUUGUCCGCUGAGCUGCCCAGACCCGACUCCCUUCCUUCCUCCCCCGCCUCAGCCCAGCCACGUCCUUGAGCAGCGGCAGGCAGCGUAGGGACGUGCCCUCUGCACGGCCGUAGAAUCCUGAGAAAAAGCAGUGACCAGGGGUGGAAAGGGCAGAGCUGAAGGGGCAGGCAAGAAUUUACGUCUCCCAUCUCUUCUGACCCACUCAGCUGCCUCUCAGCGUGUGGAGUUUUCCACACCAGGGGGGCCCCCACUCAGUUUCCUCCAAAACCUCCACCCUUCCCUCCCUUUGUUUUCCUGCGUCCUCCCCUUCCUCCUCCCCAUCCCACUCCUUAGGGGAGGGGGGCCACUGGUGGGGGAAAGGAAAUGGGCAUUUGGCAUGGAGUCGGCAGAGGUCUUGGGAGAGGUCAGGAACCCAGGACAUCCCAGUUGCAGAAGGAACAUCGGGACCCAGUCCCCACACAGCCUGCUUUGCCCAACACCCGCCCCGUGCCAGGCUCAGCGUGGGCCUGCCUUGCUUCACUGCAUACUUCUCGUUCCUCAGCCCAGCUUGGGGGCGAUUGGGGCGGAGGCACCUGGGGGAGCACAGAGGAGCCUGACACGGGGAGGAGGGGAUGGGGGACUACACCUCAGAGCAGUGAUGCCCAUGGGACCGCCUGGGUGUAGGACGGGCCCCUUGGACUGAGCCCCAGCCUCACCUGCCAGAAGAGAACCAGAGCUGCCCCAGCCAUGGCCUUGGGGCGGGAACUGAGACCGUCUGUGCUGGGACAGGUGCCCAGCCUCGGUUUGGGGUGGGGACCCAGAGGUUUCUGAUCUCUCAUGAUUAAUAGAGCUGGUUGAGAGUUCUGCUAACUCUUUGCUUCUUAGCUUAUCAGAGGAUCAUGUCCUGGGCUUGUGAUUUAGCCCCCUUGAGGCCCCUUAGCAGCAAGAUCAAGCUUUUUGCCGAGAGUCAAAGAUCAUCCCAACAAGGGGGGAAAUUCAAGUUCAGGAAGUUGAAGUUUGGGGGAGAGCAACCUCCUGGUGGCCUCACCCUGGCCCUUGGGCGCCCAGACCCAGUGCAUUCACCAAGUAUCAAGCAAUUCAUGCUUGCGGGGAGCUUUGAUCUGUAGUCACAAUUCUUAAUACAACCUAUGAAGUAAGGAGGAGUAGUUCUAGUUCACAGAAUCAGAAACAAGCUCAAGGGGCUCAAACUUCAUGCCCACAUCCCUUUGGUAAAUGAUGGGACCUGGUUUGAAUCCAGGUUGGUUGGAUUCCAGAGCCAUGGGUUUCUCCCAGAUUCCCCAUUCCCUUUUUCAACCUUCAUCUUCCUUGGAGACUCAAUGCCUCAACCCCUAGGUCUUUGAGUUUCUUGAAUUGUUCUCACCAGCAUUCAGAGCGGGUGGCUCCACUCCCUUGAUCCUUCCCCGCUGAAAGGUGCAGGGGACCCGUCUGUGGUCAGUCUCUGUCUCUGUCUCUUGUCCCCCUUACUCCAUUCUCUGGCCCCCGAUUAAAGCUGAGUCAGAGGCGGACGCUUCCCCUCGGCUCCCAGUGCCUCCCGUGGGAGCCCUUCCUUGGCGGCAUCCGUUAGUCCCUCCCCGGUAAGUCCUCUCCCCACACCCUCGCGGGGCGGGGAGCCCAGGGCAGCCCAGAGACUGGGGGGGAGGGGGUGGACUUUUGGCCCGUUUCGUUUAUUCCGUCCAUCUCCUCUUCAACAGCUGCCGUGCACUCUUGUCUCACUGCUCUGACCGACCCGCAGGGAAGCGGAGAGGCCCGGAGAGAGGGAAGAGACGAGCCAGAGACAGACCUGGGCUAAGGAAGAGACAGAGGCUGCAGCCUGCCUCCCUCCCUCUCCCCAGCCUGCCUUAACUGCCCUCCUUAGCCUAAGCCCCUCCAAGUUCCCCUGGGGCUCAGUCCCUCCCCUUCUCUGGGGCCCCAGGCUCCCCUCGGGGCCUGUGUCCCACCAUGUCGGUGGCUGUGGAGAUCUUCGGCUUCUUCAUGGCAGCCCUGGGGCUGCUGAUGCUCGGGGUGACCCUGACACACAGCAGCUGGCGAGUGUCCACCGUGCACGGGAAUGUCAUCACCACCAGCACCAUCUUCGAGAACCUCUGGUAUAGCUGUGCCACCGACUCCCUCGGAGUCUACAACUGCUGGGAGUUCCCGUCCAUGCUGGCCCUCUCUGGCAUGGUGGGGCUGCGCUGCACGAACAUUGGGGGCCUGGAGCGCUACAGGAAAACCAAGCUGGCGGCCACCGCAGGGGCCCUACACAUACUGGCUGGUGUCUGCGGGAUUGUGGCCAUCUCCUGGUACGCCUUCAACAUCACCCAGGACUUCUUCGACCCCUUGUACCCUGGAACCAAGUACGAGCUGGGCCCCGCCCUCUACCUGGGCUGGAGCGCCUCCCUGCUCGCCAUCCUGGGUGGCAUCUGCCUCUUCUCCAACUGCUGCCGCUCUCGGGACGAGGACCACGGCGCCAGCAUCCGGCCUCCCUACAAGGCCCCAGUGAUGCCCGCCAAAAGCCUCGCUGCCCGCCUGCCCACCUCGGCCUCGGAAGAAGAAGGCGACAGCAGCUUUGGCAAGUACGGGAAAAACGCUUACGUGUAGGAGGCCUGGCCUCCCAUUCCCUUCCCACUGCCCCCAGUGGAGAGGGGUCCCCGUAAACCCGGGGCUGCAGGCGCAGGCCCCUGCUCGCGGUAACAAGCUCAGGGCCAAGCCACGCUUCAGGCUCCGCCCCGUGCCCGGAAGCCGCGCCCAGCUCUGACCUCAGGCCCCGCCUUCCCCGUCGGAGCUCCGCCCCGGUCACGCCUCUUUCGUCUGGCUCCCUGGAUCCUCUCAGGCCAAGAACCCGCUUCCUGAGAACUCACCUCUGGCCCCUGAGCCUGGACCCCUCUUAACCUUCUGAGUCUGGGUUCUGGGCCGUUAAGGGGGCGGAGGCGUCCCUGAGUGUUUGUGGUCUGUAUAAAUACUUGCAUAAAUAAAUUUGUAUUGGGAACUGUU